GGGACGUUUGUGACUGUGGAUAUUCAGGGUCCAGGUUACAGGCAUAUAAUAUGGGGUACCUGGUAACUAACGAACUGUUCGAAGAUGUUCAACAGGCGUUGACGUAGGGAGGGGUGUACGACAACGGCUUAUAGGGCGUGGUUGCCUAUGAGGACUGCGGGGUUCUUGUUGCCUCACUAGGACAACAACCAUUACUUUAAAGUAACUCAAUCAUAAUCAUCAAACAAAUCCAAUACAAUACUUCAAAGUCUUCUGAUUGUUGCCUCAUCACUUCUCGACUUGGUCAGACAGAAACCCCAAAUUGUGACUCCAGAUUCUUCUCAUCGCCCGUCGCACAUCUCAACUUCUCACAGCCUUCUGUCAACAUCAACAACCCACAUCAUGAGUUCAUCCGAACAGCAUCAACCAGACGCCCAAGCAGUCACCUCAGAUGGCAAGAAGAAAUGGAUAAUGCUCGAAAACAACCCCGAAGUAAUGAACCGCCUCGCCACCAAACUCGGCCUAUCCUCUGACCUGGAAUUCUACGACGUCUACUCUCUCGACGACCCGGACCUCCUGGCCAUCAUCCCGCGUCCUGUCCUCGCCCUCCUCGUCAUCAUUCCCCUCACCCCGGCCUGGGCGCAGGACCGCGAGAAGGAGGACGCAACGAUGAGCGAUUACUCCGGUGUAGGCCCAGACGAACCCGUGGUCUGGUUCAAACAGACAAUAGGUAACGCAUGCGGCUCGAUCGGUAUGCUGCAUAGUGCGAUCAACGGCCCCGCCGUCGACUUCAUCACGCCUGGCUCGGACCUUGCGGCCAUCCGCGAGGCUGCGAUUCCGCUGCACAUGGAGGAGCGGGCGCAGAUGCUGUACGACAGCGUGCCGUUCGAGAAGGCGCAUAAGUCGGUAGAACAGGUCGGCGACACGCUGGCGGAAACUGAGGCCGAGCAUCGCGGGCAGCAUUUCGUUACUUAUAUCAAAGAGCGUGGCAGGCUGUGGGAGCUUGAGGGCUCGAGGAAGGGGCCGAUUGAUAGGGGGAGUCUGGGAGAUGAUGAGGAUGUGCUGAGUCCCAGGGCGCUGGAGUUGGGGAUUAAGAGGAUCAUGAAGGUGGAUAGCGAUGCUGGGGGACGGGAUUUGAGAUUCAGCUGCAUCGCUUUGGCUCAGAAGUGGUAGGUGUCUAUCACGGCCAUAUAGAUUUCAAAUCUGCAUUGAAAGGAAAGAGUAGGGAGUAGGUUGGUCGUUUUGCUGCCAGCAUAGAGUCUUGAUACCAGAUCUCCAGAAUCAAAAUCAACCCUUCUACGACUAACGAAACCAUAGACACCACCCACACUUUUUACAAAAUCUCCUCCCAUCCAUCCUCUUCCCUUCACUCAACACAGUAAUAAUUCCCCCCCAGCACCUCUCCCAACCCCAGCUUCCGCUCACAACCAUCCAAAUCCCACCUCACCCUCGCCCACCUGCCCACCUCUCCCUCCUCUUCCAACCCCAACACCCCCCUCACGUCUCCACUCCCUAGACCCUCCGGGUGCUCAUACACCAUAAAAACAUACCGAUGCUUCGUCGAGAAAACCGGUGGAUUCGGCGCCAACCACCCCACCGCCGCAGCCUCCUCCUCCUCCGUCGCCUUCAGCUCAACCCACCCGUCCUCAUCAG
This is a messenger RNA of Aaosphaeria arxii CBS 175.79, 1632 nucleotides long. Its product is annotated as ubiquitin carboxyl-terminal hydrolase. The transcript has 2 exons. Bases 382 to 1152 code for a protein of 256 amino acids. The record is from RefSeq and is a predicted model, not a curated record. Lineage: Eukaryota; Fungi; Ascomycota; Dothideomycetes; Pleosporales. Gene Ontology annotation, biological process: ubiquitin-dependent protein catabolic process; protein deubiquitination. Gene Ontology annotation, molecular function: cysteine-type deubiquitinase activity. Gene Ontology annotation, cellular component: cytoplasm.